Messenger RNA from Rhipicephalus microplus (southern cattle tick), 3194 nucleotides. Its product is annotated as nuclear receptor-binding protein homolog. Gene Ontology annotation, biological process: protein phosphorylation. Lineage: Eukaryota; Metazoa; Arthropoda; Arachnida; Ixodida; Ixodidae. The record is from RefSeq and is a predicted model, not a curated record. Gene Ontology annotation, molecular function: protein kinase activity; ATP binding.
UAGACCGGCGAGGAGGUGUUCUGUGGCGAGGUGUAUUUAAUGGCGUGUGGUUGUGUUGUACGCUAGUUGUGUGCUCAAGCGAUCUGUUGGUGGUAGAGGCCCCCAUUCCUGGUGUUUUGACGUCGCGAUCAGGUUCGAGGUUGUAACAUACUCCCGUCGCGAUGUGUGCCGCAUGACCGAGCCUUCACGAAGCCUCCCGGCGCUGCCAUGGGUGACGCGAAAGACUGCAAGAUUCCUCAGGAAUCCAACGAACAGCGUGGAAGCGGCGACGAUUCGGAAGACGAAAGCGAGAUCCUCGAAGAAAGUCCCUGCGGCCGAUGGCUCAAGCGGAGGGAAGAGGUUCAACAGCGAGACAUUCCAGGCAUAGAUUCGCAGUACCUUGCGAUGGACACUGAGGAGGGUGUCGAGGUUGUCUGGAACGAAGUCAAGUUCUCCGAGAGGAAAAAUUUCAAAGCCAAAGAGGAGAAGAUACGCGAGGUCUUUGACAGCUUGGCUCAGCUCGAGCAUCCAAACAUAGUCAAGAUCCACAAGUACUGGAUGGACAAGGACUCGGAGAAGCCCCGAGUCAUUUUCAUCACCGAGUACAUGUCCAGUGGGUCACUGAAGCAGUUCCUGAAGAAAACUAAACGCAAUGUCAUCAAGCUUCCCCUGCAGGCCUGGAAGAGAUGGUGCAACCAGAUUCUCUCGGCACUAAGUUACCUCCACUCGUGUCUGCCACCCAUCCUGCACGGCAACAUGACGUGCGACACCAUUUUCAUCCAGCACAAUGGCCUUGUAAAGAUUGGAUCAGUGGCACCUGAUGCCAUCAACCACCAUGUCAAAACGUUUCGGGAAAACAUCAAGAAUGUUCAUUUCGUGGCACCUGAGUACGGAACUGCGCCUGUCGUAACGCCUGCCGCUGACAUAUACUCGUUUGGGAUGUGUGCUCUUGAGAUGGCGGCACUGGAAAUUCCUGGAAAUGGCGAUUCGGGCACGCAAAUCACUGAAGACGUCGUCAACAAGACAAUCGAGUCCUUGGAAAACGUUCAGCAAAAGGACUUCAUCCGCAAGUGCCUGCGAAAAAAUCCGCUUGAGAGGCCCACUGCCAGGGAGCUUCUCUUUCACUCAGUAAUCUUCGAGGUUCACUCCUUGCAAGUCCUGGCAGCGCACGUCAUCAUCAAAAGUGCCUCUUAUCACCCAGACCAACUGACGGAUGAGGCCGUGCUUUUGAGGUACAGCCAGGCGGACAUCAUUGCCGAGAUUACGCACCGGGACGACCGGCUUGGCGUGCAGCUGCGCAAGAACGAGGUGCCCAAGCUGGAGUUGGAGAAGCUGCUCGAAGAUGUCAGAAAUGGCAUCUAUCCCUUGACAGCGUUUGUCAUGUCCCAUCAGCCAAUCGUGAGACCCCGAGCGUCGUCACCCGAAGUGUCGGAGUCUGUUCAAUCGGCAUCGCCGGAACCUUAUGACGCAGAGACACGACGCAUCAUAAACAUGAUGUGCAACAUCAAACAGCAGGAAGAAUCUCAAAACUUUGUUAUGACACUGUUACUGCGAAUGGACGACAAAAUGAAUCGUCAGUUGACUUGCGAGCUCAGUAUAAAAGACACUCCCUCCGUGCUGGCCACAGAGCUCGUUCACUAUGGCUUUAUUAACAAGGAUGACAGAAACAUGGUGGAGGUCCUGAUCCAAGACACUUUAAGCCGGAGUCACAUUCCAGGCAUCUCCAAUCAAGCGCCUCCAAUAUCUAUCGGUGCCGCAUGAACAUCCCACCCAUCAGAGGCCAUCCACUUUAGUCAUGGUGCCUCCUCUUUAGAAAAGACCUGAGUGUGACAGAGAGACUGGGCUACCCAAAGUCUGGGCCUGUGUGAGAGGUGUGCGUGUUGAAGCGACUGCUAGCUGCUUUUUCUAGCAGUGUGUGAAUGAGCCGUUUGUGCAGCGACUGCAAUCUCGACCGCUCCAAGUUGCCUUGCAAAGAGGGAUGAUUUCUCAAGGUGUUAGUCUGUAGAUGUCUGACGGUCUCCCCUUCCUCAAUUUUCUUUUUCUUAAUGGCUCCGGAAGGAGCAAGCUGGGGCCAAGUACUCGUUGUACUGUGCAGAAGUUUGCGCGUCCUCGAGUAGAGGUGGGCACUCGAGUUGAAAAGAGAGGGGUUGGGGUUCGUACGAAGUUUCUGAGCUUAUUCUCAUGCUGGAGCUUUUCUUGGCAUCAUUUGUACGAGGCAUGCGUUGUGGUUACGGCGCUGCUCUAGCAAGCUCUUACUCUACCAGGUGGUGGGCUUAUCAGCGCAAGCAAUGGUUGCCGAAACGAGCUUGCACUUCAUUGCCACCUUUCGCGUUGCAUGCAACGCCAUUGGCAUGAAGAGAGAUUCAAAUGGAGACGCGCCUCCGAGCUUUCCUGCAAAGGGGAUCGGGAAUACUAUUUAUGGUGUUUCUUCGCUCUCGCUUGCACAUCUGCUAAGGAUGCCAAGCAUUGCACCAUUGUUACAUGCUCAAACUUGUCUACAGGCCAUUUUUUCCUCCUUUCCCAACCCUCUUCCCAGUUCUGUACAUAGGUUGUCAUGAUAACUGGAAAAAUGCUAUUGUCGUUUCGCAUGAAAGCCCACCAAAUAGCACAAGUGUUGAAAAGCUGAUUGUGCAUUCCAAAGUCCAUUUUACAAUGCUGUUUGUACGAAAAGUAUAAGAAGGCAUUGCUCAGUAAUUUUUUUUUCUCUCUCUGCUUCAUACAUGUGUAAGCUGUAGGCAUGCGACUGUGACCCAAGGCCUCGCUCAAUAGUUUGCUUUCAUUAUGAAUUGAGGUGGUAAUGAAUUCUUCCCGAAUUGCGUCAAUAGGCACCGUGACCUACUAGCAGCCAUAUUUAUGGAUUGUUAAGCCACGCUGCAGUAUCUGUAAUGUAAUGAUAAAUCUGUCCCCCAGGUAUUCUUAUAAACAGUGUGUGUGGGUUCGAGCAAGAUUUGCUUGGCAACAGAGCUAGUCAAAACUGCUUGCCCAUGUCACUGUUUGGAGCAUAUAUUGCUAUAACUAUGCAAUGCUCCUAUUUUGGCAUUUUCUAGCAAUGCUUUUAUCAGCCAGGACAUGCUUUUGGCUGAUUGCUUAACCAGAGUUUUUUGUUUCGUCUUUAAAGAGAUAUACAUGACUGGAAAAUUGGGACUUUAUUUUUCUUUCUGCGAAUACAAAUUUGACCGGCACUUGUCAUUGCAAAUAAAAAUUGAUGCCUUCAC